Molecule: messenger RNA, 1471 nt
Organism: Coffea eugenioides
Lineage: Eukaryota; Viridiplantae; Streptophyta; Magnoliopsida; Gentianales; Rubiaceae
Product: protein BPS1, chloroplastic-like
Exons: 2
Coding region: 185-1234 (349 amino acids)
Biological process (GO): root development; shoot system development
Source: RefSeq, a predicted model, not a curated record
CCGCCUUUCAUUGUAUCUACAUAUAUAUGUUGUGUGAGAAUUUCAUAUAGGGCUGCUGACUUUAGAUGUGUGUACAGUGAGGGUUUCAUUUGAAAUUUUCGUUUUAGAGAUAAUUUAAGAGCGUUGACUGAUUAAAUCGGUCGUUUAAGUCGCAGAUCUACAUAAUCGUUAAUAGUCCAUUGAAAUGAGCCGCCCACAGGAUCCACACAGGCCUUCUUUUCCAUUUGGAAAUCCUUUUCGGAUGAUAAUGCCCAAGGGCUCAUAUCUUUCUCCAAAGCUUACUGAACUGUUGAACUCUUUCGAGGAGUCACUAGCUCAGCGGCUUAGAAAGCUUAUGCCUGCGGACAGGGAAGAAAUAUUAAGCCUGUUGUGGAUGAAAUGUGCUGUGGAGUCUCUUUCUGCUAUUCAUACGGACAUAAAGACCCUUAUCACUGGACUUGAACUCCCUGUCAGUGAUUGGGAUGAGAAAUGGAUUGAUGUAUAUUUGGAUAAUAGUGUGAAGUUGCUGGAUAUCUGCAUCGCUUUCAGCUCUGAACUUUCAAGGCUCAACCAAGGCCACCUAUUUCUGCAAUGUGCCUUGCACAACUUGGAUUGUGCUUCCUCAAAGCAAUUUGUGCGUGCUUGUUCAUCGCUGGAUGGUUGGAGGCAUCACAUUGGUUCAAAGAACCCCAGGAUGGAGAACUGUUUUUCCAUAUUGGACAAUCUUAUCAAGACACUUAACCUUCCUAAGAUUAAGAAUUCUUCCAAAGGGAAGGUACUGAUGCGAGCUAUGUAUGGAGUAAAGGUUGUCACUGUCUUUGUUUGCAAUGUGUUUGCUGCUGCCUUCUCGGGUUCUGCAGAGAAGUUGUUAGAUUUACAGGUUGAGGAGACUCGUUUGUGGGCAGAAGCUUUUGCAGGCCUGCAGGGCUUUGUCAACGGGGAGAUAAGAAGUAUAUACUCCAGUGGGAAGGCCACAGUUUUGAAAGAACUUGAAGCAGUUGAUGCAAAUGUAAAGAAGUUAUACCCCAUUGUACAGGAGGGGGUGGGUGAAGAGGCCGAAGCAUACAAGAAUUCAGUCUCUGAUCUAGGGAAAAGGGCUGAAAAACUUUCACAAGGACUAGAUCUACUUGCAAAGGAAGUGGAUGGUUUUUUCCAAAUUGUUCUCAGUGGGCGUGACGCUUUGCUUUGUAACCUUAGAGUUGGUACUAACGUUACUGACCAAUUACAAGAGAAAAAAAAUGUAGAGGUGAGGUGAACCUGAUGAUGGUCACUUCUCUCGUGUAAGCACCGUUGUAGUGAUGGGGUUGGCUGACGAUGUUUGCAGUAUUACUACAUUAUACGAGUGCGUACAUAGUGUUGAAAGGUGUGCGUUGUGUGCUACUGUGGUUAUGCGUGAAGCAUGUUUGAACUUCUGUGUAAUAGCAGCACUAUAUUGUAACUGUAUGUUUGCGCAUACGUGUUUUCAGAGCUCGGUCUUCUCCUGCUGUUUCUA